AUGUCAUCUCCUAUCAAGAUAUCAGAUACAGGAGAAUCAUAUAUCCCCUUGAACGUCCGCUCUCGCCAUGCAGUCAACGAGGAGGUUCACCUACGAUCGACGCCAUGGAAGGAAGAUGAUCUGGAUGAUCUCAUUGAACUGUUUAACCUUCCCAAUGUAGAGAAAUGGGGUAGGAGUCGACCUUCACCAUUCACUCGAUGCGACGCAGAGGACCUCAUACCUGAAAUCCAAUACCACCAUUCCUUCAACCUUUCACCUUCUCUCUCGACAUAUCCCAAAACCCGUGUCAGGUUAUCUCCCUUUGGGGCAGUUCGGACCGACCAAGGUAAAGUGAUUGGUACAAUGGGUCUCAAACCUCCUUCCAAAACCGGAUCUGAAUGGCAAGUCACGUAUAAUGUCCAUGAUGAAUUCGCAGGGAGGGGUAUAGGCAAUGCCAUGGUGGGAGUUGCUAUAGAUUUGGCUAGAUGGCUAGGCAUCCAAAAAUCGACAGCUCAUACGGAAAAAGGUAAUUUCGCUUCCAACCAUGUCCUCCGGAAGAAUGGGUUCGUCAUACAGUCUGAGAUGAUGAUAGAGUGGCCCGAGCAUAGAGGAGGAGGACAGAAGGAGGUGUAUGAGUGGGUUAUAGAACUAUAG
Messenger RNA from Kwoniella mangroviensis CBS 8507, 633 nucleotides. RefSeq lists its product as uncharacterized. The record is from RefSeq and is a predicted model, not a curated record. The transcript is spliced from 4 exons. Bases 1 to 633 code for a protein of 210 amino acids. NCBI's taxonomy places the organism in Eukaryota, Fungi, Basidiomycota, Tremellomycetes, Tremellales, Cryptococcaceae. Gene Ontology annotation, molecular function: acyltransferase activity, transferring groups other than amino-acyl groups.